CAGGAGUGCGCGCCUUGUUCCAGCUUCCAGGCGAAGACGAUAGUGGAGUGCGGCCCCACGGGCUUCAUUGAGAAGAUAAACUGUGCCACCUCCAAGAAGGACGAGUACAAGAGCUGUCGCUCCGCAGUGAUGGAGGCACACGUUUUCUGGAGGUUUGUGGGCACCAUGAUGUGCGUGGCCGCCGUCUUCGCGGUUCUGGUGGUGUGUCGCCAGCGUGUGCUGGACAGGAAGGCCCUGGAGAAGGUCCGCAAGCAGAUCGAGUCCAUUUAA
Messenger RNA from Phaethon lepturus (White-tailed tropicbird), 270 nucleotides. RefSeq names its product jumping translocation breakpoint (gene JTB). Gene Ontology annotation, cellular component: centrosome; membrane; spindle. NCBI's taxonomy places the organism in Eukaryota, Metazoa, Chordata, Aves, Phaethontiformes, Phaethontidae. The transcript has 3 exons. Gene Ontology annotation, biological process: mitotic cytokinesis. The annotation marks the transcript as partial. The record is from RefSeq and is a predicted model, not a curated record.